AUGUCCUUCAUCCCGCGCAAGUCCGGCGUGGAGAGCCACGUCCACGUCCACUCCGCGCCCCUCCAGCAGACGGUGCUCCUCAAUGCCUUCUUGCGCGACAACCUCGCGGGCCGCGCCGCUCACUUCGGCGCCGCGUUCCAGUCCAUCGUCCAGGGCAGCCUGCGGAUCGGCGAGUACUGCAGGAGCCUCAAGGCGCUCGCGGACGAGCUCGACGACCUCGACGAGCACGUCUCCGACAAGACGUUGACCCUGCAGCUCAUCCGCGGGCUCUCUCCGCGGUUCCAGGUGAUGGCGUUGCUGCUCCCGAUGCAUGUCCCGUUUCCCAACUUUGUUCAGGCCGGCUCCAGGCUGAUGCUGGAGGAGAUCAACCUGGACGCGCGUGCCCGCACGGCGGGGACCACCGCCCUCAUCGCCACCACCGGUGGCUCCUCCUCGAGCGCUGGCGGCUUGGGCGGUGACAGCGGCCAGUAG
Messenger RNA from Aegilops tauschii subsp. strangulata, 471 nucleotides. RefSeq lists its product as uncharacterized. NCBI's taxonomy places the organism in Eukaryota, Viridiplantae, Streptophyta, Magnoliopsida, Poales, Poaceae. The record is from RefSeq and is a predicted model, not a curated record.